AUGCGCCACCUCGGCCUCCGGGCGUCCGCGAGCUCGCCAUGUAGGGUCCGCGUCCGUCCCUGCGCCUCGGCUCCCCCAUUAUCCCCCUCCCGCCUCCAGCAGCGAGUCACCUUCCCUGCCACGGCCGUGCGGGCGACAAGGGCAUCGUCUCCGCAUCACAGGCUUGAUGCAGUGAGACAUAACGAUGCUGAAGCGAUUCCUGAAAGACUUGCUGUGGUCACAGGUGCAAACAAAGGAGUUGGCCUAGAAGUAUGCCGCCAGCUUGCUCUCCAGGGUGUGACAGUUAUCCUUACAGCAAGGGAUGAAAAACGAGGAAAAGAUGCAACUGAGACCCUUCGCCAUGAAUCUCAACUCCCCAAUAUAAUCUUCCAUCAGCUUGAUAUCAGAGAUGAUGAUGGUGUCACCUCAUUGGCCUGGUAUAUCAAAAACAGAUAUGGGAAACUUGACAUCUUGGUGAACAAUGCAGCUGUUUCAGGAAUUGUAGCAGAUGAGGAAGGCCUGAAAGCUCUCAACAUUGAUGCAGAGACAUGGACAUCUGGCAGGGCGGCUAAUCUUCUCAAAGAAGUAUUCCAGAAUGCUAAUGAUGAGGCAUUGAACUGUCUCAAUACCAAUUACUAUGGAUGCAAACGGGUAACAGAGGCUCUUCUUCCACUUUUGAAGCUAUCUACAUCAGGAGCAAGGAUUGUCAAUGCCUCCUCCCUUGCGUCGGAGCUGAAGAGAAUGCCAAAUGAGAAGCUGCGAAAUGAUCUGAGCAACAUUGACGUCUGGGAUGAGGACCGAAUAGAAGCAGUGCUCAACACAUUCUUGGAGGACCUGAAGAGUGGGCGGCUAGAAGAGGCCGGGUGGCCCAUGAUGCUACCGGCCUACAGUGUAUCGAAAAUGGUCAUCAAUCUCUACACCAGGAUCAUGGCAAGGAGGUAUCCUGAGAUGCGCAUCAACUGUGUGCGGCCUGGCUUUGUCAAGACGGACAUCAACUGGAAUCUUGGGGUCUUGACGCCUGAACAAGGUGCAAGAGGGCCAGUCAUGCUAGCUCUGCUCCCUGACGAUGGACCAACUGGGUGCUAUUUUGAUCAGACAGAAAUGGUGAACGUGUGGUAA
This is a messenger RNA of Miscanthus lutarioriparius, 1098 nucleotides long. Lineage: Eukaryota; Viridiplantae; Streptophyta; Magnoliopsida; Poales; Poaceae. The record is from the annotation of a GenBank genome assembly.